AUGACGAACGUUCUCCGCGUUCCCAAACUUGACUUGCCGGCUAUUCUCGUCCAGCAAAACCCUCAGAUAGACCUCCGGCUCGACGCGUACGAGACCUCCACCCGCAACUUCCUUGCCGCGGUCUCCAACUACACCCAGCAUGCAGUAACAGAGAUAACUAAGCGAAAGAACAAGUUUCACGCGGACAAAAAGGCGGCUGCUGAGAAGGCCCAGAACAUCGAGACGGAGACGACCCAAUGCAAGGUCAAGGAGAUUGAGCUCAUUUCAGUUCUGGACAGGGAGGCUGAGGAGAAGAAGGAGGCUGAGGCCAGCGUUGCCCAGUUUCGGAGACAGCUCGCCAGCAUCAAGGAGAAGUGCGCGUCGCUGGAUGUCGAGAUCGAGCAGCACCGGAUAGUGGCCGCAAAUCUCAUGCGAGAGCGGAGACGCGAGCAUGGCAUCCUCAAUGUGCACGCAGCAAAUAUCAUGCCAGAGAUGCUCGCAUGCGAGGAUCGGCUGAAGUGCUGGAUAGAGGGCAUUGGUCCGGACCUCACCCUCGUUCGAUUUACGCAUAUCGACCCCGCGGACAUUUCCAGGGAGUUCAGUCUGGUGCUCGACGUAUCUGAGCCUGUAAUUCGAGUGCCAACAACAACACCGGGUCUCCCCACACUUCCCAUCAUCCUCAACGAGUCGAGCGACUCCAACGUCAUCAUUCGGCGUGUCAGAGCAGCAUUCGUUGAAUUGGUUGCGCAAGGGAAAUGA
Epithele typhae is the source of this 738-nucleotide messenger RNA. RefSeq lists its product as uncharacterized. NCBI's taxonomy places the organism in Eukaryota, Fungi, Basidiomycota, Agaricomycetes, Polyporales, Epitheliaceae. Gene Ontology annotation, cellular component: Ndc80 complex. The record is from RefSeq and is a predicted model, not a curated record. The transcript is spliced from 4 exons. Gene Ontology annotation, biological process: chromosome segregation. Bases 1 to 738 code for a protein of 245 amino acids.